Aspergillus puulaauensis is the source of this 1005-nucleotide messenger RNA. RefSeq lists its product as uncharacterized. The transcript has a single exon. Bases 1 to 1005 code for a protein of 334 amino acids. NCBI's taxonomy places the organism in Eukaryota, Fungi, Ascomycota, Eurotiomycetes, Eurotiales, Aspergillaceae. The record is from RefSeq and is a predicted model, not a curated record.
AUGACCAUGGAAGCGUCUCCGAGCCGCACGCGCCCGGGGGGUCUCAUGCUGCCUCGUCCCGUGGAUUCGGUCGAGUCACUUGCCUCCAGCUCCUCUGGUUCCCCAGCGGUCGACGACGUCGGCGAGCCAGGGCACUCGGGAAACGUCAUGAUAACACUAUCGCUCACUCCCGAUCCACCUACUUCUGCUCCGAGUCGCCCGCCGAUUCCCCGUUCGCACAUGCGGUCGCGAUCGCUCGCAGACGAUCCCGGCGUACCGGCCAUGAUCCGCGCGCACUCCUCUCCUGGGCUGGACUCGCGGGGGAGAUAUACCUUCGUCAACGGUCGGGGAGCGCCCACGAAUAUGGCGGACAACAAUACACCCAAGCGCUAUUUGCCGUUACAGCUGUCAACCGCAGACUCGCUUGAGCCGAGAAUGCUGCAUCGGAAGAACGUGUCGGAGACGAUAUCAGAACACGCGGAGUUGGAUACGUCAGGGUCAUCUACGUAUCAUUCGGAUUUCAGCUCUUCGCCAGUCCCGUCUUACAGCACGCCCCGGAUGGGUCGCCGACGACCGUCAUCGCCGCUGCACUUUCCGCACUCCCCUUCAAGCCAGGUCGCAACCAGCCCGUCCUCUACGCACUCGUCACCUUUCCUCAGUUCCCGAUACAAUGAAGCAUUCCCAUCCUAUUCAGGCUCGUCCGUUUCCUCUAUGCCCUCCACACCCACCAGCCUCCGAUCACGCAGCCCGAGUAUAUCUUCCCUCGAGACGAUUCCGGACAUUCCCGAUGCCGAAACCGCAGCUCUUGAAUCAGAUCGCAUAGCUGCUCUAAAGGCUGCAGCCGACAAGGCAGAUGACGCAGAGGCUACCAGCGGCGUGGCCCGACGGCGGGGCAUUUCAGACAUGUCCGCACCGUCUUCACUUGCGAACGCGCGCACGUCCUCGGGGACAUAUCGGAAACGCUGGAGUGUAUGCGGAGCCGAGCGUCGGCAAGACCUAGAUCUUGAAACAAUAUGGGAAGAUUGA